Molecule: messenger RNA, 5784 nt
Organism: Cimex lectularius (bed bug)
Lineage: Eukaryota; Metazoa; Arthropoda; Insecta; Hemiptera; Cimicidae
Gene: bon
Product: E3 ubiquitin-protein ligase TRIM33
Exons: 17
Coding region: 174-3008 (944 amino acids)
Molecular function (GO): zinc ion binding; protein binding
Source: RefSeq, a predicted model, not a curated record
UGAGUUGCGCACUCUGCACGACAACGUCGGGAACGGCAGACUGGCAUAGCCUUCCUGUCCAUCGGGCUUAUCGUCCUCACUGACAUUUUUCCAUUGUUUAUAACGACAACCGGCCGUCUUCUGCCCUGCCGUCGUGAUUCGUUCGGUAUAAUUUACUCGAGUGAGACGGUGAUAUGUCGGAAAAGGAGUCGGAGGAUGCCGUCGGGAAAACGGAGGUGGUCGAAAGUGACACGGUUACACCGAGUGAAAAUUACGAACCGUGGGUGCUCCUCAAAUGCGUUUUCUGCAAUACGACGUUCACCGGGAAGGAAAACUCAAAGCUUCUCGAAUGCCUUCACGCAGCCUGCAGCAUGUGCCUUACCAACUGGACAUCGAAAUUAAACGAAGCAGGAAAAGAAGAAAAGAGCUGUCCAGAAUGUCAUUUUAUUACUAAAAAAGACAACCUUUUAGAAAACAAAUUUUUAUCCGAGUUACUACUUGUUACUGACUCACAAGAAGACACAGAUGAUAUUAAAUGUAGCAAUCAUCCUGAAACAUUAGCUACUGACUGGUGUGAUACGUGUUCUGCUUACAUAUGUGAAAUGUGUGUUAUGGCCCAUCGACAACUUAAGCCUACAAAAGACCAUUCUAUUCGCUCCAAAUCUGAAUUUUUAGAAAUGUCCAAGGAUAAAAAACCUCAGAGUCGAUUUCCCUGUCCAGUACAUCCAAGAGAAUUGCUAACAGUCUAUUGUACUUCUUGUAAUACUAUGACCUGUCGUGAUUGCCAGCUUGCAGAUCACAGAUCACACAAAUAUUUAUUCCUUUCUGAAAUGGCAAGUGAGACUCGGAACACAAUGCAGAAAAUUGUUCGUCAUCUGAAAACAACGAGUGAAACAUUAUCAGAAAAAAUAAACCAAUUAGAACAAAAUUCUAAAGGAAUAAAUGAAUCUAAGUCUGGAAUUUUGAAUGAAAUAAAAGAAAUAGUUGUAUUGCUGACAAACGCCGUCCGUAAAGGGGGGACUGAUUUGAUGUAUGAAAUUAAUGAAGUGUGUGAGAAGCAGUUAACGGAAACAGACCAAAAAAAGGCAAUACUGGAACAGAAAAGAAUACAAAUUCAACAUUGCGUUGACUUCAUGUCAAAUACUCUUGAAAAGAGCUCAGAUCCUGCUUUGAUGUUUGCAAAAACGCACAUAAUUAAUCACUUAAAAAGAGUUCAUCAGGCAAGUGAAGAUUUACCUGAAAUUGAUAACAAUUUCUAUAUUGCUCUAGUAAAACCAAAUGUUGACAAAAUUGUCAAAGGACUUAACAAGUUUGCAAGGAUGGAAACGAGCUUGACAGCUUUCACUCCGAGUUCGUCUCCUGGACAACAAACAGUUACACCGCCGCAAAAUACCACUGCUCCUUCUCCAGCCCCACACCAACAGCGUGCGCCUAUUCUUCAGAAUAUUCAAUACCAACAGAUUCAGAAUCAAAAUCAGAUGCCUACACUGCAGUAUCAGCAAAAAGGUCCACGUUUAGCCCAAGUGCCUACCAACAAUCAAAUGCACAUAAAUCCAGGAAAAGUAUAUCUAACAGAACUUCAAUCAAAUAGUACUGUAUCUCAACAAAUGAACCCUGGCAAUAUGUACAUGCCGAACUCGGGAACUCAACAGGUUCAGCGUCAUCAGAUACCAUACCCUGUGAACGUCAAUCUUGGUUCAAGAUUUCAAUCUGCUACUCCAUCAAUGAUGAUAAUAAGAUCUACUAUGCAGCAACAGGUCACAUCGACUUCUAAUUUCCAAAAUCCUGUUAUUAUUAAGUAUCCAUAUAAACAAGAUCCUUCCCAAUAUGUUUAUGCCUACCAGUCGUCUAAUCAACCGAUUCCACAUCCGAGACAGCAGUCCCCUCACCACAUGAAUCAGAUGGGAAAAGGAGUGAUUGCAGGACCUUCUGGUGUACAGUGCACUUCUGCUUCUCAACAAAUUAGACCACAUGAUAAUUUAAUGCCUCAGCAAGCCUUGCGUCAAUCACUUUCUAACAAUCCAAAUAUCACAUGGCAUAUUCCACAAACAGACUCUAAUCAACAGCCAAACAUCAAAGCUCAAACUCAACCAUCACAAGUACAUAACGACUCAUUCAAAAUUUUGUUGACCAAAUCGAGGACACCUCCUACUGCUCCGACACCGACUAGUGUUUCAUCUUCUGCUCCUAAAACACCUAGCCCUCAUCCACAUAAUAGAGCAGGGGAGGACAUGCUGAAUAACCUAUGCCAGGCGUCCUUAAAUGAUGUUCUUAAAACUCUAUCAAACCUAGAUAAAACUUUAGAUAAUACAGAGUCAGGUAAAGGUGAAGGCUUGGUUCACAGUUCAACAGGCCCUAGAGCCCAAAAUUCCUGUAAACUUCAAAAUCAACCUUCACCCCCUAAAGGUGAAUGGCAGAAAGAAGAUCCAAAUGAAGAUUGGUGUGCAGUGUGCAUGGAUGGUGGGGAACUUGUCUGCUGUGAUAACUGUCCAAAAGUGUUCCACAUCAACUGUCAUAUCCCGAGGUUACCACAAAUUCCAAAAGAAACGUGGCAGUGUUCAUUAUGUUCAUCACUGAGAUGUUUGCCAGAAGCUGGGUUGAAGUCAACAGGAGAUUCAUUGUCCCCCGAAGAAAAGAAAAUUUGUCAACGAAUAUUACUCGAAUUGUAUUGUCAAUAUGAUUCUAGCAUUCAUUUUCGAGAACCGAUACCACCUGAUCACGUUGAGUACCACAAAGCUAUCAAAAAUCCUAUGUCUUUUGACCAGAUAAGAAACAGAUUAGAAGAAGACGGAAGUAGUAGGUACACUAAUAUUAAACAAGUUAUUCGAGAUAUAAGAUUGGUAUUUAAGAAUGCAUUUCAUUUUAACCCAAUUGGUAGUCACAUUUAUGCUGAUGGGAUGACAUUAGAGGAAUUUUUAGAAACAUUGUUAACUAAGUAUCUCCCCCUAUUUGCACAUACCAACUUACAUGAUACCAAAAAGGACGAUGAAGUUAUACCUCCAAAAAAAAUAAAAAGAUCUAUUGACUAAAUAGGUCAUUUCUUAGAAUACUAGACACUUUAAAUUAUUUCGUUUUGUUUGAUGUGUUGUGAUAUAUUUUUAAUUAGUUGUUAAAUGUAUAACAUCCUUAGUUAAUGAGGCCCGUGAGUCUCAAAUCUCCUGAUUUAAAUACAAAAUUAAAUAAUCUAACCAGAUUAGAAUCUUCUAUGGCCUUUCAUUUGAUUUACUUAUUGUUAAUCUGUCCUUCCACUCUAGUUCUAAAAUUGGUCAAUCUUUUAUAUACUUUGUCCUUAAUUUUAUGUUCAGAAUCUAUGCCUGUUAUACAUACGAAAUUACAUAAAUAUAAUUCAUUUAGACUAAAACGAUUGGUAUUGUCUUAUGAAAUAUAAUGAAUUAAUAUAAUAUACUAAACUCAAGAUAUUUAGAUAAAUAUUUUUUGUUAAUUGGUAAUGGGUUUUAUGAUAUUUUUCAGUACAAUGUGUAACACAUAAAUUUGAAGUGGGAAAUACAUACAACACAAAUAAUACUUUGAAGAUUUAAAAUUGAAAAUUUGAUUGUUUAUGCAUUUAUGUAAAAUAAAAAAAUUAAUACACAAUUGGAUUAAACAUUUCAUCAAAAUCUAAUUUUAACAAAGAAGAAAUAGAUUCUCGCAGCAAAUUUUGCUUAUUUUUUUUUAAUGAUUAUUUUUACUUUGUAAAAGUUCUCCGUGAGAUCUGUGGGAUGAUUAAUGUAUAAUUUGGUCAUUACCAGUCAUUUUCGUCUGCCUAUCCUUGCUGUGUUAGUCUGUCAGGUGUCAUUUCGCCAUUUUUAGUGUUGGGUUUGAAUCUGACCGAACUCUAGACUCAACACAAGCAAAAUGCCAAAACGUAUCUUAUGGACAACCCAGCAAGGAUAUGUACACCAAAAUGAUCAAUAAUGUCUAAAUCAUACCGUUUUUAUAGUUAUCGCUGCGUUAAUCCUUGUAAUGUACUGAUACAGUUUUCAAUUAGUGAUUAUUGCAUCUUGGUAAAACUUAAUUUAUUAAAAUAUUAACACUGUGCAUGUCCUAGUGUAGUCAAAAUAAAAAUAACCAUAAACAAAACUAUUUCUUCUUUGUUUUAUUAGCUACAGAACUUAAAUGUUUACCUCAUACUAGAAUAACAUACAUUAAACUUAUUAUGGAAGAUUUUUAGCCUGAAUUAGACAUGGACCAUAUUAAAAUGAUAUACAGGGACUUUACAGUGUUACUUGUGUGAUAUAGCCCACUGAUGGGUUUUUAUUUAAAACAACAUUAGUUUUAAGUUGAGUUUGAAAUUUGUAUUGCCGACACAUUAAAAUACAUCUUAAAUAAAUUGUUGUGUUAAUUUAAAUAUAAACUUCAUUAUGCACAUUGCUUCUGUAAAAACCAAAGAUAUGAUGAAAAUUCAGUGGUAGUGUAACUUUCAUAAUACACGACAAAAGCAAAAAUAUUGUGAAAUAACGCACACUUUAAAAUACUUUCAUAACUUGGAAAAUGAUAAGAUGAUUUAUAUGUAACUCAUUUUGGUUUUGUUUUGAUUUUAAUUUAGACAAUGGUUUACAUUAAAAAAAAAUCCGAUCUUAAAAUUGUAUUAUUCUGGCAAAAUGCAAUACAUUUACAUACAAUACAUUUUUGCAAUAUUUACUUGUAAAAUGCAUUGAUCAGUAUUAAUGUAUCGAAUACAUAUAUUGUGUAUAAUCCUAUCUCAUCAAAUAACAAAUUUUUAUGAUAAAUGUUAAUAGUGAUUUUUAUAAUAUGCAGAAUAAAUAAAACAGAUGCUAAAUAAAGAAAAACAAUGUUUUUGUUAUGUGCCUGCGUGUGCAUAUUUGUGUGAGUCGGUGCAGUGCAUACAUGUGUGUGUACAUACAUGUAUAUUAAUUAUAAAAUAUAUAAAAACCUUCUGGGUAGACAUUUUAUUUCUAUUAAAAAAUAAAAAUUAGAAAACAUUUAGACAUUUUAGGUUGUAUUGUUGUUAUUGAUAUAUGUAAAAAUUAUGUAGUAUGUUAUGUUUUUAUGUUUAAAUUAUAAAUUUAAUAUAGUAUUUAAUAGUAUAAUAAACAAAAAAGAUCAGAACAUAUAUUUUUUUCUUUAAAUUUGAUCAUUUUAUCAAUCUAAAAGUUUGAAUGUAAAUAAAAAGUGGUCCAAAUUUUACAUAGCAAUAAAUGACAUGAAUGGAUGUAUCGUAUCAUUUAUACAAUUCAGUAUAAAUAACAUAAUGCAUUUAUUUUAUGUUUUGAAAAUGUUUAUGUAGUGUGAACAUAUAUAGAUGUUUUCUAAUUUUUUUUUCUAUUUCUUCAUCAGUUAUUACAUUUUAUCUCGCCUGACAAAAUAUGCAUGUGAGCAUUUAUUUAAAGAGAUUUAGUGGAUUUGAAAAAUGAAUUAGUUUCAUAUUGACAAUUUUCUCUUAUGUUUUCCUUUAUAUGAAAAUAAUCAUGAUAAAAAGUUAUUACAUCAAAUUCAUAAUAUAAUAUUUGUUUAUGUAUUACAUAUCUUUUUAAUGCAACUAGGUAUAGUUGUGAUUUAUGUUAAUUCAGUUUUGAUUAUUUAUACUUAUUAAUUUUUUGUGCAUCCAUAUGCCUUUUUGUACAAGAGCCCUUGAACUAUAGCAAUGAUUUACAUUAUAAAUAAAUUAAUAAAGAAAAGGUUAAAAAAAGUACUGUAAAUAUAUCAAUAUUUUAAUAUUUCUAUGUUUAUUAUAUAUAUAUAAUAGAUGCGCCAUAUAAAGAAGUGAGAACAAUGGAUAUUCCAUAUUGUUAUUGUACCUAAUUAUUUACCUACUUAGAUGUCAAAUAAACAUUGUUAUAACUA